Molecule: messenger RNA, 1119 nt
Organism: Theobroma umbraticum
Lineage: Eukaryota; Viridiplantae; Streptophyta; Magnoliopsida; Malvales; Malvaceae
Product: GDSL esterase/lipase At5g37690-like
Molecular function (GO): hydrolase activity, acting on ester bonds
Source: RefSeq, a predicted model, not a curated record
CAUAAAAUUUAUGGCAAAUGCAGCUGAGAAAAUGGGUUUACCAUACACUGCACCAUUCUACAGGCAGAAUGGAUCCAUCGAGGGUUUGCUAAGCGGUGUGAAUUAUGGGGCAGCAGAAGCAACAAUCAUGAGCCCCAAUAGCCUGAGCCACCAGUGUCUUAACGACCAGCUAAGGCAAGUAUUUGAGACACUUCAGCUGUUUGAGUUACAACUCGGCCGGGAAAGCGCUUACCAUUUCAUCAGAUCCUCCAUAUUCUACAUUUCCUUCGGUAAAGAUGACUACAUAGGUCUCUUCCUCCGCAACUUUUCCGGUGUAAUGGCCAAAAACAGUGGCCACGAAUUUGCUCAAAUUUUGGUUAACCAGAUGGUGAAUGCCAUGAGGAACCUUUAUGAUCUGAAUGUGAGGAGGGUUAUAUACAUGGGAAUAUUACCUUUGGGAUGCACCCCAAGUUUACUGUUGGAGUGGCACGUUCACACAGCUGGAGGUAACAAUAAUGAUGGAACAGGUUGUGUUGAGGAGAUAAAUGAACGGGUUUUGCAAUACAAUAUAAUGCUAGAAGAGGAGAUAAUUAGGCUCAAUGAAGAGUUGCCUGAUGCACAGAUAGUCUUCUGUGAUCUAUACCAAGGAGUCAAGAAGAUCAUAACCCACCCACAAUUCUAUGGAUUUGAGGAUGCAAGGAGUGCUUGCUGCGGGCUUGGUUUGUAUGGUGCGGAGAUAGGAUGCCUCUCAGCAGACAUGGCCUGCAAUACUGUUUCAUCUCAUGUCUGGUGGGAUUUCUAUAGCUCAACACCAGAAGUUAACUCCUUGCUUGCUGAUUCAGCAUGGUCAGGUGAAGCCCUCCUGUCUAACAUUUGUCGCCCUACUACCGUCCAGGAUCUGGUUUACACUCCAACAUAGCAUCUUCCCUGACCCCCAAUGAUUUCACAAUGUAUUCUUUGGUUUAGAGGUCUCCUAGAGUAGUGAAACAUAUCUUCACAAGCUAUUACGGAUUGAAAUUUCCUUGUUAGGUAACCCCUUUGUCCUUUACGCAUUCGGACAGUUUCUCCAAUUUUGUGUCCCGUAAAAGCUAGCUGAGAAUUGGUGUAAUGGUCCGGUAACUGUUCUGAGAAACUGCAGUC